AUGGACAUCAGUCAGCUGAGCUCAGAGGUUCUCAGUGGUCAGUCUGUCCAGCAGCAUCAAACACAGUUGGACUCCAUAUUUAUGCUGCUGGAGGAGAACAUCAGCAAGUUUGUGAAGAACGAGCUGAAGAAGAUGCAGAAGGCUCUGAGUCCAGAUGACCCAGAAUGCUUAGAGAGUCAGAGUGAGGAUGAGGAGGUGUUGGACGGUGAGGAGGAAGAGCAGAGGAGGAGCAGCAGAGAGGCAUUUCUGAAGAUCGCACUGCACUUCCUGAGGAGAAUGAAGCAGGAGGAGCUGGCUGAGCGUCUGCAGAGCAGAACUCGUGCUGCAAAGUGUCGAUAUAAACUCAAGUCUAACCUGCAGAAGAAGUUCCAGUGUCUGUUUGAGGGGAUCACUAAAGCAGGAAACCCAACCCUUCUGAAUCAGAUCUACACACCGCUCUACAUCACAGAGGGAGGGACUGCAGAGGUCAAUGAUGAACAUGAGGUCAGACAGAUUGAAACAGCAUCCAGGAAACCAGACAGACCAGAAACAACAAUCAGACAUGAAGAUAUCUUUAAAGCCUCACCUGGAAGAGAUGAACCAAUCAGAACAGUGAUGACAAAGGGAGUUGCUGGCAUUGGGAAAACAGUCUUAACACAGAAGUUCACUCUGGACUGGGCUGAAGAAAAAGCCAACCAGGACAUACACUUCACAUUUCCAUUCACUUUCAGAGAGCUGAAUGUGCUGAAAGAGAAAACGUACAGCUUGGUGGAACUUGUUCAUCACUUCUUUACUGAAACCAAAGAAGCAGGAAUCUGCAGGUUUGAAGAGUUCCAGGUUGUGUUCAUCUUUGACGGUCUGGAUGAGUGUCGACUUCCUCUGGACUUCCACAACACUGAGAUCCUGACUGAUGUUACAGAGUCCACCUCAGUGGAUGUGCUGCUGACAAACCUCAUCAGGGGGAAACUGCUUCCCUCUGCUCGCCUCUGGAUAACCACACGACCUGCAGCAGCCAAUCAGAUCCCUCCUGAGUGUAUUGGCAUGGUGACAGAGGUCAGAGGGUUUGCUGACCCACAGAAGGAGGAGUACUUCAGGAAGAGAUUCAGAGAUGAGGAGCAGACCAGAACCAUCAUCUCCCACAUCAAGACAUCACGAAGCCUCCGCAUCAUGUGCCACAUCCCAGUCUUCUGCUGGAUCACUGCUACAGUUCUGGAGGAUGUGUUGAAAAGCAGAGAGGGAGGAGAGCUGCCCAAGACCCUAACUGAGAUGUACAUCCACUUCCUGGUGGUUCAGGCCAAAGUGAAGAAGGUCAAGUAUGAUGGAGGAGCUGAGACAGAUCCACACUGGAGUCCAGAGAACAGGAAGAUGAUUGAGUCUCUGGGAAAACUGGCUUUUGAGCAGCUGAAGAAAGGCAACCUGAUCUUCUAUGAAUCAGACCUGACAGAGUGUGGCAUCGAUAUCAGAGCAGCCUCAGUGUACUCAGGAGUGUUCACAGAGAUCUUUAAAGAGGAGAGAGGGCUGUACCAGGACAAGGUGUUCUGCUUCGUCCACCUGAGUGUUCAGGAGUUUCUGGCUGCUCUUCAUGUCCAUCUGACAUUCAUCAAGUCUGGAGUCAAUCUGCUGGUAGAAGAACAAAUAACAUCCCUGACACGUUUCUACCAGAGUGCUGUGGACGAGGCCUUAAAGAGUACAAAUGGACACCUGGACUUGUUCCUCCGCUUCCUCCUGGGUCUUUCACUGCAGACCAAUCAGACUCUCCUACGAGGUCUGCUGGCACAGACAGGAAGUAGCUCACAGACCAAUCAGGAAACAGUCAAGUACAUCAAGAAGAAGUUCAGUGAGAAUCUGUCGGCAGAGAGAAGCAUCAAUCUGUUCCACUGUCUGAAUGAACUGAAUGAUCAUUCUCUAGUGGAGCAGAUCCAACAGUUCCUGAGAUCAGGAAGUCUCUCCACAGAUAAACUGUCUCCUGCUCAGUGGUCAGCUCUGGUCUUCAUCUUACUGUCAUCAGAAAAAGAUCUGGAUGUGUUUGACCUGAAGAAAUACUCUGCUUCAGAGGAGGCUCUUCUGAGGCUGCUGCCAGUGGUCAAAGCUUCACAUAAAGCUCUGCUGAGUGGCUGUAAACUCUCAGAGAGAAGCUGUGCAGCUCUGUCCUCAGUUCUCAGCUCCCAGUCCUCUAGUCUGAGAGAUCUGGACCUGAGUAACAACAACCUGCAGGAUUCAGGAGUGAAGCAGCUUUCUGCUGGAUUGGAGAGUCCACACUGUACACUGGAAACUCUCAGUCUGUCAGGAUGUCUGAUCACAGAGGAAGGCUGUGCUUCUCUGGUCUCAGCUCUGAGCUACAACCCCUCCCAUCUGAGAGAGCUGGACCUGAGCUACAAUCAUCCAGGAGACUCAGGAGAGAAGCUUUUGUCUGCUGGAUUGGAGGAUCCAUACUGGAGACUGGACACUCUCAGUUAUGGUCAGGUGGGAAUCCCAGACCUAACACUGGACACAAACACAGUGAACAGAAACCUCAAACUGUCUGACAACAACAGGAAGGUGACACAUGUGAAGGAGGUUCAGUCAUAUCCUGAUCAUCCAGACAGAUUUGACCCCAUGGUUCAGCUGCUGUGUAGAAAUGUUCUGACUGGUCGCUGUUACUGGGAGGUCGAGUGGAGAGGAGGAAUUAAUAUAUCAGUGAGUUACAGAGGAAUCAGCAGGAAAGGAGACAGUGAUGACUGUUUGUUUGGAUGGAACAAUCAGUCCUGGAGUCUGAUCUGCUCUGAUGUUGGUUACUCUGUCUGUCACAAUAAGAGAGUAACAUACAUCUCCCCCUUAUCCUCCUCCUCCUCCUCCUCCUCCUCCUCCUCCUCCUCUGUCUCUAACAGAGUAGCAGUAUAUGUGGACUGUCCUGCUGGCACUCUGUCCUUCUACAGAGUCUCCUCUGACACACUGAUCCACCUCCACACCUUCAACACCACAUUCACUGAACCUCUGUAUGCUGGGUUUAGGGUCUGGCAGUCUGGUUCCUCAGUGUCUGUGUGUCCUCUGUCUGAGUGAGAGUCUCCUCCUGUGGAGACAAACAGUCACACUGCUGACUGAAGACAGCUGCUGAAAUCACUGUUCACUCUGUUCACCAGUGAACAGUAGAAACAGGAAGUGACAGCAGCUUCCUGUGUUUAAAUGUAGAUGGUGGACGAGGUUUCACUCUGGUUUCAUUCGAAUCACUGACUG
Scomber japonicus (chub mackerel) is the source of this 3192-nucleotide messenger RNA. RefSeq names its product NLR family CARD domain-containing protein 3-like. NCBI's taxonomy places the organism in Eukaryota, Metazoa, Chordata, Actinopteri, Scombriformes, Scombridae. Gene Ontology annotation, molecular function: protein binding. The transcript has 8 exons. The record is from RefSeq and is a predicted model, not a curated record. Bases 1 to 3018 code for a protein of 1005 amino acids.